ACAGCGCCCGAAGCUAGAAUUCCUUGGGUAGUAGGGUUUGCAACUAGCGGAACUUGUUCGAGUUGCCUGAAGGCUCUUCGAGGCUGCACGCGGCUAGUUGCUAAGCAAAAGAAUCUUUGGUCAACUGCCACCUGAGUCAAAGCAACAGGAACCCUGCAUCAUGCCUCAUAUUGACAAUGAUGUGAAACUUGACUUCAAGGAUGUACUGUUGAGGCCCAAACGCAGCACUCUUAAGUCUCGAAGUGAGGUAGAUCUCACAAGAUCAUUUUCAUUCCGGAACUCAAAGCAGAUGUACAGUGGCAUCCCCAUCAUUGCUGCCAAUAUGGAUACCGUGGGUACUUUUGAAAUGGCUAAGGUUCUCUCCAAGUUCUCCCUGUUCACUGCCAUCCAUAAGCACUACAGCGUCCAUCAGUGGCAAGAGUUUGCUAGCCAGAAUCCUGACUGUCUUGAGUAUCUCGCUGCCAGCUCAGGCACAGGCUCUGCUGACUUUGAGCAGCUGGAACAGAUCCUGGACGUUAUUCCCCAAGUGAAAUAUAUAUGCCUGGAUGUGGCUAAUGGCUACUCUGAACAUUUUGUUGAAUUUGUAAAGGAUGUACGGAAGCGAUUCCCCCAACACACCAUCAUGGCAGGAAAUGUGGUAACAGGAGAGAUGGUAGAAGAGCUAAUCCUCUCCGGGGCUGACAUCAUCAAAGUGGGAAUUGGUCCUGGCUCUGUCUGUACAACUCGGAAGAAAACUGGAGUGGGAUAUCCACAGCUCAGUGCAGUGAUGGAGUGUGCAGAUGCUGCUCAUGGCCUCAAAGGCCAUAUCAUUUCAGUAAGACUCAAGACCUGGGGAGGGCGUGCGGCUGCCUAGCAGCCAUUGUUUUCUUCAGGGUGGGGCUCUGGCGAAGUCCUGGUCAGGACAUGAGUUCUAGUCCACCUUGACAUGGGCAGUUGAGAAGUCUUGAGAAAUCUAUGCUGUCUCUCACUGCAUUCCUUACUUUGUAGGAU
This is a messenger RNA of Apodemus sylvaticus (European woodmouse), 990 nucleotides long. RefSeq names its product guanosine monophosphate reductase 2 (gene Gmpr2). Gene Ontology annotation, molecular function: oxidoreductase activity. Bases 161 to 853 code for a protein of 230 amino acids. The record is from RefSeq and is a predicted model, not a curated record. Lineage: Eukaryota; Metazoa; Chordata; Mammalia; Rodentia; Muridae. The transcript has 7 exons.